GUUGCCAUGGCGCUGCCCCCCUCGGCCCACCCUCCCCCCUCCCGCCGGUGUGUGUUUACAUCGGGCAGGAGGAGCCGGAGACCCAGCGCCGGGGGAGACGGGGACGCAGCCGACGGCGACGGCCGCCUGCCCUCCAUCCCCGCCGGGCGGUGCUCCGGGAGACGCGGCAUGAAGGGACCUAGCUUAGAAACACAGAUGGUGGAAGAUGAAACUGAGACAACAAGUGAAGAACUGCCUCCUCAUCUGCGGGAAGAGCCUCCCGAAGAUGCCAGCAAGGACCAUCCGCAGCAGCAGGCAGGAGUGAUCUGGAGAGUGACGGGCGGCCUUUUUAGUAUCACCCGGGGAGCCGUGGGGGCCACGUUGGGAGGAGUUGCCUGGGUGGGCAGCAAGAGCCUGGAGCUCACCAAAACAGCUGUGACCAGCGUCCCCGCUGCUGGCGUUGGACUGGUAAAGGGCAGCGUCUCAGCAGUGACCGGCGGUGUCGGAGCCGUGGGCAGUGCAGUCGCCAGCAAAGUCCCUUUCACCGCAAAGAAGAAGGACAAGGCUGACUAAUCCCCAUUGCAGCUCCCUUCCAAAAGAUCAACCUGCCCAUACUCUCCCCCUACACAGCACCUCUUUGAGUUGGAACCAGCCGCUUCAGGGAGGGUCAAGCACCCGAGCAGACUCUGGCUGCAGCCUGCUCAGCACCGCCUGCCUGGCUCAGAGUUCACAGAGCCUCUGUCAAUGCCUUUCACUCCUAUCACCUACUGGGAACCAUCUCUACUCCGAGGGCUUUAAAGGCGCUGUUGUCUCUGUCUUGCAGUUUCUUUCCUCCCUUCUUGCUCUUGUAAGCACAGAGGGGUGGGAGAGGGUGUUAGGCUCCAUCUGCCUGGAAGGGGGGAGUAAGAGGGGAGGGGGAGAAACUAUGCCUUGCUUGAACUGUGGGUUAUGUAGUCAAAUUCAACUUCAGCUGGGAAGACAGCCUCUGAAACACCCCCUUUCUUGGCUAUGGGAGGUGCUUUUGGGGUGUCUGCCUGGUGGAAAACUGUAGAAGAAAGUCCCAUUGACACAAAGGAGAGAUACUGUGAAGAGUGGGAAGCCUCCCUCCUGCCCUGCACCUCUUACCUUUUCUUUGCAGGGCCCAUCCCACAAGCUGCUCCCAAUCACUUACUCCCUAGCAGAAUUGCACCCUUCGGAGAAGGAACCCACAAGCUCAGCAGAGCAGCUCCAGGGAUGAUGCCACACAAGAGUAUCAUAUGUCCAUCAGCUUCUGUGCAGAUUUUCUUGUUUAGAGGCAGGAGAAAGAAAGCUACUGUAUGUUCCCACCCAGCUGACAGUGGCAUCUGCCAGGCCUCUGUGAUACUGCAAGCACAGGUAGCGAUGUUCCACAGAGACACAAACUGAGCCCUGGGGUUUGACCCUUGUAGUCCUGGCAGCAUCCCCAUCUGUAACAGGGGCAUUUUGACUCUAGGCCACACUCUCGCUCCACAGACAGACACCAUUAGUAACCAUGAGCAAGCAUGUUCCUGAAUGCCACCCAAGUUCUGCCGCAGGGUGGGAGGGGAGGCUUACCCUGUGACCCUGGGAGCAGUGGCCUGGCUGUGAGCGGGCUGCACCAUGUUGGAGAACACUUCCCUGAGGGGCUGAGUGUGCUCCAGCAGCAGCCAGCCUGCACGGGGCACCAGCAACUCCUCCUCCACGCGCUGCUCCUGAGGCUCCAGCCCGGCUCCUCUAAAUGACUGUGUUGCACUAAAUAGCCCACCCACACUCAUAGUGCUGCAGAAACCCAGCCACCUGCAUUCAUCUGGGAGUCACAGCCAUCCUCAGCCUGGCCCAUGAUGCUCAAGGGGCCAUGUGGCAUCGUGCACACACACGCACGCACGCACACGUGCACCCACACACACACUCACUCACUCCAAAGUCCCCUGUAAUUCUCGGGAUGAGGAAAGCCACAGGCUCCACCAUUAACUCUGCCGCUCCUGGCUUUGGCAGGUGAUUAGCCUAGGUCGUUAGGUGUUGGAUGCAUAGACAAGUGAAGCAGUGCUUGUGCUGUAUUUUAUAAAUAUGCAUCUGUGUUAGCGUGUGUGUAUGUAUCAGUCCACAGGCAUGUCUUCAGCCAGGUAAACAAAACUGUGCCACUGCUGCAGAGGAUUUUACAUAGUCAUCUUCAGUACUUCCAGCAUAUAGUUUUUGUAUAGGGUCCUGGUCAAAAGAAAACCAAUGUUUUAGAGGAUGUUUUCCCCUCUGUUGCCCAAGAGCGUAGUUUAUUGAAACCAAAGGAAUGUGAAAAAUCCCCUUUCUCCCAUCUAUGCGGUUUGUUUACUUUCUGCCCUAUCUUUUGGAUACUGAAGCCAACUUCCUUGAUCUUCAUUUCCCGUUGGAGGUCGUUGUGCUUCCUGGCUGCUCUCUUGUGCUUAGGAUUCAGACAUCAGGGAAUAUUUAAGUACAACACCCCCCCCAACCCCGCCACCAUUUUUGCUGAAUGUUCUUGGGCUUGUGAAACAGUUUUCAUUCUGACCUUCAUUAAAUCCAUGUUUUGGGCCUGACUUAAGUCGCUGUGUCCCUGUGCUAGUCACGCUGGUGUUAGUCUCUCUCCAUACCCUUCGCUGGGUAGUCCCUGCUGUUUGCAGUGGCAAGAAGUUGCUGAUCUCCACAGUGUGUUACUCUUGAUAGCACAAGAGUGGUUUAACCUACAUCUUUGUUUCUGAAGAGGAAACAGCAUUUGGUAUGUGUGUACAUUUCCUCGCUGUGUCUCUUUUGUUCUGGUGAAGGCCAAGUUGACCCAGACCUGUUAGUUUUGUCUCUGAAGGCACUGGUUUCACAGAAAGAUCAGGCCUUGAUGUGUGCUUGCACUUUGCUGGGAUGCUCAUGGCAGUUGGCAAGGCCAGAAGAAGUCUUGUCUGUUCUUCCUUUGUCUCAGACGCCCCGCAGAGCAGGAGGGCAGUUCGCGCUGCGUGGAUCUCUGCUCACCGCUCUCCCUGAGCGCAUCUCAUUCCUUAUUCCAGAUCACAGGCUGCUCUUGAAGCCAGCUCUAACCCCAGAGCUAAAAGCUGCUUCUGCAUAACCAGCUGUGCUGUCACCAUCCCUCUUAGAAAGAUACUGUUUCUUACCAACUGGUCCAGAAGAUGCUCUUCUUCCUAACUGCCUCUCCCAGGCCUUGGGCAGAAGAUAGUUUCUAAGGGGCUUUACUUCACCAGCCACCCCUGGGCAGGUGAUGGGAAGCUCAUCAUGCUUUUGGCUAACAAGUAUCCCACACAGGCCCUUGCUGGAGGAGGCAGUACGUCCUUCCCAAGCCAUUGUCUGCAGGCACCGUGUGUGCAGAACAGGCAUGGAAAAUGGGAUAAAGGUGCAUUAAGGAAGGCCAUAGGGAUCCUGAGGGUUUCCCAUGUUUUUAUUUCUGCUCUUCUGUGCAUCCUUGCAGUAAAUGGAGUAAAUCUCUCCAUUUGUCUUGAACUGCCAUUUCCUUGCGGGAUGGCCUGGAGAAGGGGAGAAGAGGUAUGAGGGGAACUCACAGCCUGAAUUGCUGUUCUUAGAGCCCAGCUAAUGGGGACCUCGUGGACCAUAAAUAGCAAAAGAGGGCAAACUAGAAGGUACGGGUAGAAGAUUAAAUCUACUUCAAAACCAGGGCCUCUCACCAUUUAACGGGCAUUCAGGAAUACAUAACUAUGCAGCACUCAAAAGGCCUCUGGAAAGUGUGUCUGUGUUAGCGUGCUAGGCCUGCUUGGUUCACCCAGGUGACCCGGGCCCAGCCUGCUUUUCUGGGCACUCUUGGUGUCAGAGCAGAAGGAAAACAGGGUCGUCUUCCCAGUUUAAGAGUAAAGAUGCCUUCUGACAGCUUUGGCUGCAGAACGGUAGGAUCUGAAUUGGAUGGGGAAGCUCCUGAUGGUUGCCCCAUCUUUCCUCUUCCCCCACUACAGAGCCUUCAGCUGGCUUAAACUCCACCUGGGCCGCUGACGCAGCCCUUCUCCCGUCACCCCUUUGUGGUAAGAGGGGCAAAAACUACAUUGUACAUAAAUCUCGUUGGUACUGGGCAGGGGGGACUUAGUAUGAAAGUUGGGGGGCACCACCGAGGGAAGGAUGAAGGGAGCUAGUACAAGGAAGAUCACCCGGUUUCAGGUGACAGUAAGAAGGUGAGGAGGGACUGGUGACAAGAGGAGGCGAGGGGAGAGUAAGAGUGGGGGAACAAGAUAAAGGGGAGCAUGAGGGAAGUGUUUCUUAGGGCAGGCUCUGAAUCAGAGGAUGAAUGUGAUAGAGCGUUCAUCCUAGGGAAUAGCGUGGAAAGGGAAGUGGACAAAUGUAGGGUUUGGUGUGUGGUUAUGGUCCGCACCUGGUCGGUGCCCUGUUUCCAUAGUAGUGAUGAUUGCUAGGUGUUUCCAUUUAGCUAGAUCAGUGUGCCCAAUGGAUGGUCCAAACGCCAGAUCAGCGCCCACUUUACCCCCUGCCUUCCCAGAUUUCCCCCAGGCUCCCUGUGGUGGAGGUGGGAUGUGGCCCUACACGCAGCCCUGUGCCCCACCACAGUGGGGGGUUCCCCAUAGCCAAGGAAUGUGCCCCAGCUGAGAAGAGAGCCCACAGGCAUAUCUUCCCUUUUCCCUUGGCUCAUCUCAUUAUCCUUUGCUUUCUUUUUUUAUCUCUCCCUUAGCUUUUUGUCUCGCCCCUGGAUAGAGCUUUCCAAAGCUCUCACCGAGACUUUCAUCAGGCAUCCAUGCUCAUACUGGCUGGGAGGGCAGAGAGGGUGACUCUGCCCCCACAGCUCCCCUGGCUGGGAGAGAAGUGCAUGUCUUCCACCCCGCUCUGUCCCCCUAUGUUUUCAUGUGUGGAAAAUCUUAACCCACUUCUUUUCCUCUGGGUUCUCUCGUUGGCUCUUGUCCCUGGGGGUGGGUCAUUUCUGUGUCUCCAUUGCAAAGUCAUCCUUGUAAAAGCAACAGCACGAGUGGGAACGUGGAGAUGGCUAGAGAGAGCCACAGGGCUGCUGGGACAGAUGCCAGGGCCCAGCUCUGCUUCUCUAGGAGCCGAGGAGCCCUUUGGCAACCCAAAACCGUCACUGCGGCCACGCAGUCCUGUGCACGGUGCUGGGCUCCGGAGAACACUUUUGUUCUUUAUCAUUUCAUUGUCUGUAAUUGGUUUCCUACUGAAUUUGUUUGCUUGGUUUGUUUUGCAGUGUGUUUCUGGGAAUAUUCUGCAUCUCUGUAUUUUAAUUACAGUAAAA
This is a messenger RNA of Chroicocephalus ridibundus (black-headed gull), 5185 nucleotides long. Its product is annotated as transmembrane protein 263-like. NCBI's taxonomy places the organism in Eukaryota, Metazoa, Chordata, Aves, Charadriiformes, Laridae. The record is from RefSeq and is a predicted model, not a curated record. The transcript has 3 exons. The coding region runs from base 7 to 552 and encodes 181 amino acids.